AUGGCUCGUGAAGGGGACCCUCUUGUUGUUGCAGGUGUGAUAGGGGAUGUUCUUAACCCUUUUACAAGCACUGUUUCUCUUAGAGUUGUCAUCAAUAACAGAGAGAUUAGCAAUGGCUGUCAACUUAGGCCCUCUCAACUUGUUAACCGCCCUAGAGUUGCUGUUGAUGGUGAAGACCUCAGAACCUUCUAUACACUGGUUAUGGUGGAUGCUGAUGCACCUAGCCCUAGUAACCCUAUCUUGAGGGAGUACCUGCACUGGAUGGUGACAGAUAUUCCAGCUACCACAAAUGCAAGCUUUGGGAGAGAGCUUUUGUUUUAUGAGAGCCCGCAACCUUCUGCAGGGAUUCAUCGGCUUGUGUUAGUUUUAUUCAAACAGUUGGGCAGAGACACUGUCUUCGCUCCAGAAUGGCGUCAUAAUUUCAACACAAGAAACUUUGCCGAAAUUAAUAAUCUGGCAACUGUUGCAGCAGUUUAUUUCAACUGUCAAAGAGAGCGUGGUUGUGGUGGAAGGAGAAGAGAAUAA
Molecule: messenger RNA, 525 nt
Organism: Gastrolobium bilobum
Lineage: Eukaryota; Viridiplantae; Streptophyta; Magnoliopsida; Fabales; Fabaceae
Product: protein VERNALIZATION 3-like
Exons: 4
Coding region: 1-525 (174 amino acids)
Source: RefSeq, a predicted model, not a curated record